UAUUUAUUUCAUUUUAACAACAAUUUUGAAUUUCAAGCAACACGAACAAAUCAAAUGUUUAAUUGAGAUCAACGGCAAUAUGGCGUUAAAAGAAAACCACGAAUGAAUUUACUCUCUACAGAGCGCGUAAUUCGUGGUCACGUUGUGCGUCUGAGUGCUGCUGGGGGAGGCACUGCAGUGUGUCAUUGUGUGGUAUAGUAGACGUCGGUAGUGAUGUGGAACUUUGCAACGGUGAAAAUAUGACGAAAAUAAAUCCGUCUACGAAUGUUUCUUUUCUGCGUAUCGCGACAAUUCUCUGCGCAAUACCGGUAUGCCUGGCCGCCCUGUCCGACAAGCAAUUAUGUUACGACCCAAAUUGUUCGGAGCCCAUCUCGCUGGCCAGGACCAUACUCGCUUACGCAACGAACGAUCCUGAGGUGAUGUCGUUUCGUGCCAAUGUAGACGUCAAAGUUUUCAGUAAAGGCGCUGGAAAGCGGACAGAUUUAUGGGGUGUCGAGAUAAACGGCAAGCGUGGAUUUGCACCCAAGACAUUCCUAAAGGAAUAUAAAGUUCUAAAACGUGUUUUGUCGCACGAAGUGCCUGUUGAUGAGUUUAAUGGUGAGGCUAACAGAGUUCAGCCUGAGAAGCUCGAGCCGACGGAGAAGGAGAGCGGCUUUGUUGACACAGGAGAGGAAUUGCAUGCUUUGUUGAAGGAUGAAUUAUCCCUGGAUGAUAAUCAGACACCGUCGUUAAAAUCCUUAGAUGAAAGUACCACGGAAGAGAUUCAUGCGAUCAAUGCGGAUAGCGCGACACCUUCGUACGAAGUGAUAGACGGAACCACGGUUUAUUUUGAGAGUGGCCCGUCCGUGCAGCCCAGCUUUGUGGCUGAAGUCGCUCACGCUACCGCAUUGCCGAAUGAGCCAGCUUCAGUGAUUUCUGAUUCCGAUACAGCCCACAAGGGAUUAUCAUCCGACAGGGAUACAUUUGUCAGCAACAAAGAGUCACAACCGGGCACGAACGACGCCAGUAAACUUGGAGGAAUUGAAUUGUCGGUGGAUACUCAGAAACAAGCUAGCCCCAGUUUGCUAGAGAAUUUAGAAGCAAUAAGCGGUUCCUUAGACACAGUCAGCAAAGAUGACACUUUGGCGCUUGACGGGAGUAGUGAAUCCAAUGAGGAAUCGUUAAAAGAUGUAGAACAUAAGGAAAAAUCAGAUAGCAACGUUGAGGAGAAUGUAGAGGAUAACGAGGAGAAAGUUACGGAACAAGUCCAAAGCGACAGUAUAUUUGCCUCAAUUACGAAAACGUUUCAAAUUUUAUCUAGCUCAGUAGCCGCGGACCCGGAGAGCACCAUUACUCAAAGUAGCGAUGAUGUAGCCGUUCCCGAAGCUGCUGUCGAGGGCAGUCUGCAAUUAGAGGAGCAAGUUUCCGAAAAUGUUGAAGCUAAGGAUGCUGCAACCGAAGAAAUUCUUUCAGCUCGAAUAAAGUCGGAAUCGAGUAUAGACCAAGGUUUUGUAGAUAAAGAAAAAGUAGAAAUGCAGCAGGAAGUUAUGUAUGAGAGUAUUGAAAGUGCAGAAAUUUCAGAUGAAAAGAUAAAUGAAGCUUCCGCGAUUAUUUUGGAAAAUACUGCAUCUAGUGACGUGCCUUCAAUCAAUAAUUUUGUACAUGAAAAUGCUGAUAAGCCUGCCAAAGAAUUGCCAACAGCACCUCCAAUUUUAGCGGACGAUAGUUCUGCUUCUGCAAAAGCCGACGUUGACAGCCACGUUGAAGAUACAGAAAAACCAUUUGUUCAAGUACAGGAAACGAGUGAACCGGAGAUAAUUAUCGAAAAUAGGACUGAUGGUGCAGUUACUUCUGGCGAAGAAGAAUCAACAAUCUUGUCUAAUUUGCAAGAAACUAAAAUCACUACUCAAAAUAGCGACGAUAGCGAGCAGAAAUCACCCGAAAGUAAUGAAGCACAGCUAGAAAAUACGAAGAAAGAUGCUGAUUACAAAGAAAUCGUUGAUCAGGCUGACAAAGUAACUGCUGAAAUUUCAGAAACUGUUAGCUCACCGUCUGACACGGCAGAAAAUAUCGCGACAGAAUCAUUCCCCGAGAGUCAUUCUGUUGACGAGACUCUAGCGAUUACAGAAGAAGAGGCAUUAAAUCGUAGCGCUGCAGAUAUUGAAUUUAAUAAUGAAUCAAUUGUACAUAGUUAUGUAAAUAGAAAUGAUAAUUUAGUCAAUGGUACUAGCUCUGACAAUGUUCCUACAGAAUCUAACGAAUUAUCGAACGGUGCGAAAUCUAGCGUGGUCGGGCAGGAGCAAUCUGUGGAUUCUAGUCAAGAGAGUGUAAUCUCAGAGCAAGCAAUGACUCUCCACGAAAUUCUCAGGAAACGAGAUUUGCCGAGCAUUGAAAAUUUGAAACGCAAAGAUGUCGAAGGUCAAACCGUCGAUUCUGUAGAGGAGGGAAUCUUACCUGAAUAUGGUGAUCACAUAAACAGUGAAGAUAAGGUUUCGUCUAAAAAUGAGGACGGAGAUAAUGGCUUGAAGAAAUUUGUAUCUACAACUGACUGCGCGACCGAGAAUGAAGACUUUGUAAAUGGAGAAGAUAAUUUAUUUGAUGUCAAGUUGGAUCAUAAUUAUUGGAAAACAUUGAUGUACCUGUGUGUAACAGCCUUGACAACACUAGUGUUCACUCUCGGCUAUUAUUACAUUGAGAAUGUAAGAAGAGAUGGACAACUUAUUGCAAGGAUUAAUAAACUCGAGAAAGAGUUGUUAGUCUCAACGAAAGAAUGCGAAACACUCACUGAGAAUCUAAAAUCUAUUAAAGAUAAGUUGCAAGGCAUAGAAGAUGAAUCAUUUGGUUCUAACGAAAUGGUUAUAUCGCUAAAAGCUGAUUUAGAAGUGUCACAGUGCACGAAGAUAGAGUUGGAAGAGCAAGUGUCUAUGUUGGAGAAAGAUUUAGAGAACGCAACUGAAGCUGGAUUAGAACUCGAGCGUAUGCUAAGGGAAGUUUUGUCAAACAAUGAAGUUAAUCCGCUAGCCCAAUCGGUGGAAGAUCUACAGGCACGAUUAGACGCGCAACAAACCGCGAACGAAUCCUUAACCAAUGCGUUAAACCUUAAGGCUCAAGAGAUUGAGGCUUUAUCAGCAAAUCUUGCCUCUGCUAAGAAGAAAUGCGAGGAUUUCGAAGUAAAAUACUUGCAAACACAGGAUGAAUUGACGACUCAAAAAAGUCUUAAAAAUAAUAUAGAACAAACGCUAACAGAUAAAGUACACAGUUUUGAAGAGCAAGUAGACGAAUUGUCUACUGAAAAGUCUUCACUGUAUAAAGAAUUGAGAGGCAAAGAGAUCGAAGUGAAAGAACUGUUAGACGUUAUCAGUCAAAUCAAAUCAAACAACUUGGAUUUGGAGAAGUUAUACGACGUAUCUAGCAUUAAAAUUGAAGUAGUGCAACUGCGUGAGGAGAGAGACGAAUUAAAGAUGCGAUUAAACGAUGUUAACGGCGCUCAUCAGUUAUUAGAAGAACAUAUGAAACUUGUUAAGGAAGAGAUAAUUGCGCUAAGCGAUCAGUGUAAAAUGGCUGAAAAAGAAAGGAAAGAUGCGGAGACACGACUUGAGGUUUUAUCAAAGUUUUUCCAAGAUAAGGAAACCGAACGCCAGAAGGAAGAGACCAUUUGGUUACAAAAACAAGGAGAAGUUGUAUCGACGGUCGAAAGGUUACACACGAUGCAAAAUGAAAUUCAAAAUUAUAAACAACAAGUAGAGAUGUUAAAACGGGAAAUUGUGGAUCAGGAAAGGGAAUACAAAAAUCAAAUAUCUGCUCUGGAAAUGAAGGCACAUGAGCAAUGGGUCGCUGCCCGCCAAAACGAGCGCCGUUUGGAAGAAUCGAAGGCCGAGGCUAGCCAAUUACGUAAUCGUCUUACACUCGUAGAGAAAAACUUAAAUGAUACCGAUCCCGAAGCAAAGCUACACCGCCUGGAAGCGAACGGGGAAACGACGACUUCCCCGCCACUGUUCAUAGGAGCAGAGUCGUCCAGCUCUCCCGUAAUGUUUAGCGGUUCCUCGGGAGUCCCACCACCCCCGCCACCCUCCUAUCUGCACUGUUUCCCGUAUCUACCGCCCUUGCCGCCCGCCGCCGCUUCCGGUCUACCUCCGUACGAUAUCAGUCAACGUCCUCCGCCACUCGGCGGCAGACUGUCGUCACCCCCGCCGAUGUUGCCGCCGCCGGCGUUACAUCGUCCCCCGGUUUCCGGGGGCAGGUACGAGAACGCCGGUUCCCCGCCGCCGCCUAUGUCUCCGCCGCAUUUACUUCCACCGUACGAUCGCCACAGAUCGCCGCCACCGCAUCCGUACGGUAGUGAUCACAUCCCGCCCCUUCCUCCACCUGGCUCGAUAUUGCCCCCACCCAUCGGCACGACGCAUCCAUGGGGUGAAGAAUCACUGCCGCACCCGCGCAAUUCUGGUUUUCAUCCACCUCAACGAGAGCAACGUGCGCGCAAUCAUAAAGGUUCCUUACAUUCUUCGGGAGAAUCACUGGAUAAGGCGCAUCACGGGAAAGUCUAAGUUUUGUAUCUUGUUAUUCACUUGUACAAAGGCCAAAUCAUCACUAUAUCAGUGAGAGUUCUCAUUGUGUAACAAUUAUAAAUAAAUAUGUGAUGAUGAAAAUUUUACAUCAAAUAUUAAUAGAAGAUAACGUAUUAUACAUGGGGAUUCAUUAAACAGUGUCAUCUGUAAAUGUUGUUAUUAUAUCUGUGAUUACUACAUAGUAGACUACUGUUCCCUAUUGCUUUUCUUAAAAAGAGCAAUCUUUUUAUCAUCACUCAUCAGUUAUCAGACAAA
Wasmannia auropunctata (little fire ant) is the source of this 4799-nucleotide messenger RNA. It is a transcript of the gene Tango1, whose product is annotated as transport and Golgi organization protein 1. The record is from RefSeq and is a predicted model, not a curated record. NCBI's taxonomy places the organism in Eukaryota, Metazoa, Arthropoda, Insecta, Hymenoptera, Formicidae. Bases 240 to 4523 code for a protein of 1427 amino acids. Gene Ontology annotation, molecular function: protein binding. The transcript is spliced from 16 exons. Gene Ontology annotation, biological process: endoplasmic reticulum to Golgi vesicle-mediated transport; protein secretion; vesicle cargo loading. Gene Ontology annotation, cellular component: endoplasmic reticulum exit site; endoplasmic reticulum membrane.